CUGCUUUUUCUCUCUCCMAGUUUGGCCAUCAAAGGUUACAAAAUGCCCCUUGAAGCCAAAGACUUGUGGUCGCUGAACCAGCGCGACAGCUCCAAGACGAUGGUGCCGAAACUCCUGAAGGAGUGGGAGAAGGAGCAAACCAAGGUCAAGAGCCUCAUCAAAGCGUUUGGCCCCUACUUUCUGAUUGGCUCAGGCUUUAAGCUCCUGCAGGAUUCCAUCACCUUCGUCAACCCCCAGCUGCUCAGGAUGUUGAUCUCCUUCACCAAACAGGAGGACGCCCCUGUUUGGUGGGGUUACACGCUGGCCUUCCUCAUGUUCUUCACAGCCAUCCUGCAGACUCUCAUCCUCCACCGGCACUUUCAGUACUGCUUUGUCACGGGGAUGAACGUCCGGACCGCUCUCAUAGGAGCCAUCUACAGGAAGUCUCUGGUCAUAACAAAUGCUGCCAAGCGUUCCUCUACGGUGGGAGAAAUCGUAAAUCUGAUGUCUGUCGACGCACAGAGG
Molecule: messenger RNA, 504 nt
Organism: Poecilia reticulata (guppy)
Lineage: Eukaryota; Metazoa; Chordata; Actinopteri; Cyprinodontiformes; Poeciliidae
Source: RefSeq, a predicted model, not a curated record